This is a messenger RNA of Penaeus indicus, 9134 nucleotides long. RefSeq lists its product as uncharacterized. The transcript has 58 exons. The annotation marks the transcript as partial. Gene Ontology annotation, molecular function: cell adhesion molecule binding. Gene Ontology annotation, biological process: cell-cell adhesion. Lineage: Eukaryota; Metazoa; Arthropoda; Malacostraca; Decapoda; Penaeidae. The record is from RefSeq and is a predicted model, not a curated record. Gene Ontology annotation, cellular component: plasma membrane; cell-cell junction.
AUGGUUAUUCAGAAAGCUAUAUCCGAAGCUCGAUGCAGGUGCCAGGUAGACCGAAGCGACAUCCGAAGACGGGAGGUGGUGCAAGGGGGCAACAUCACCCUCACGUGUUACGCCGAGCCAGGGCAUCUACGUACGUACCGUUGGGUGUAUAUUCGCUCCGACACUCGCCUGCCUCAGGUUCUUAGCGCAGGGAGGAGGCUCGUCAUCGGGGAGCAGAGGUUCAAACUCGUCACAAAGGUCGAGGAUGAGCGGGUGGCCCUCCAGCUGCAGCUCUCCGACGUGCAGCUCCUCGACUCCGGCCUCUUCAUGUGCUGGCGGAAGGGCGUUCGUCCAGACCCGCAGAUUCUCCUGACGGUGCUAGAACCCGGCACAUCCUCGGAGCAACAGGUGAUCACAGAGCUGCUAGGCCCGACGGAGGUGCAGUACGGCGAAUCACCUGUUUUCACCUGCAACAUCAAACCUGCUUGGCCAGUCAAGGUGACCUGGCUCAAGAACGGCGCCGAGAUCCCCGCGACGGCCAGGGCCUUCAUGCAGAAGGUGCAGCGCGUGGCGGCCGAGAAUGGGGACGGCGAGGCCCUGCAGGCGACGCUCACCGUGGACUCCAUCAGGGACAGCGAGACCUUCACCUGCCGCAUCGAGACGGAGCCGCCGGAGGAGCGGAGCGUCCACGUCGCCGUCAGAGUGGCGCGCGUGCAGUCGCUGACGGCGGAGCCAGACAAGGACACGGUGGAGUACGGGCAGCCCCUCAAACUCACCUGCGUCGUCUCGGGCACCAAGUCGGAGGUCGUGUGGCUGAAGGACGGAGCCGAGAUGGCGUUCGGGCCCUCAGUCUCCGGAAGGGAAAAGGUGUCGACGGAGCGGCCCGGGGACACCCUCGCCUCCACCAUCUACAUCGACGCCGUCUCCUUCAGCGACAACGGCCACUACGUCUGCUACAUCCCCGGCGCCUCCAAGGACAUCCUCAUCAACAUCGAAGGUCGACCUCCAAGAUUACUAGGCGUAACAGGAGGGAACUUCUUCGAGGACGAGCCGCUCACACUCCGCUGCUCCACGCAAUACGUCAAGCAUAAUCAGAGAUCGCCCGUCACCUGGAACUUCGAAGGCCUGCCCCUGGACCCGCACGUGUACGGCGCGAGGGUCGAGCAGAACGAGUACAACGUGACAGUCCACGAGCUGGUCAUCCCCGUGGGCCGCUCGCACCACACGGGGACCUACGAGUGCGUGACGCCCUUCGGCAGCGCCAGCAUCUACGUCGAUCUCUUCGUCCCGCCGUCCCUAGGGGAGCCCCUGCCGUCGGAGGUGGAGGUGGAGGAGGGCCGCCCACUGGAGGUGUCCUGCAGCGCCGUCGGCAGGCCCCUUCCCUCCGUGCAGUGGGAGAAGCUGGUUGAGGACACGUGGGUGCCGGCCUCUGACCUGGAGGGCGUGGAUGCGAGGCCGGACGGGCUCCUGAGGAUCGACUCCGCACGAAUGGACCACGCCGGCGACUUCCGCUGCGCCGCCAGGAGCGAGGCCGGAUCCUUCCUCGCCGGGAUGCUCCUCCGCGUCGACCGCAUCCCCGCUGAAGUGGUGGAGAUGAUGUCUCCCGAAGACGUCAUGGAGGGCGACAACUUCACCGUCCUCUGCACUGUUGCCAACUUCAUCGGGCCGGUCGAUUUCUGGUUCAACGGCGCACCGAUCGACACCACUCUGCAGCCGCGGUACAGCACGGAGACGUACCUGCGCGACGACGGCCUCAUGAACGUGUAUCUGACGGUGCAGGAGGCGACGCUGGAGGACUCUGGCUUCUACGAGUGCUACGCAGGAUCUGAAUCCUCCCUCACCACAGACGUCAUGGUGCAGAAGCGACCAUGGGAAGUCCUUGAUUUAAAAGCCUCACACGCGAUACUGGGACAAGAUUUCUUCCUGAGCUGCACCGUCAAAGACUGGCCGAGGAAGGUCACCUUCUACCACAACGGCAAAGCGGUCGGCGACCACGACGACGCCCGCUACACCGUGCACGCCCCCGACGCCAGCGAGGAGGAGGGCCCGAUCACGCACGUGAUGAAGGUGGCCGCGGCGACGCUCGAGGACGAGGGCGUCUACCAGUGCUCCCUCGACGGCUACAGCUCCGCCUCCGUCGCCGUCACCGUGGAAGAGCCUCGAGAGGAAGUGCUGGGAAUCGCCGCGUCCGCAGCCGUCCUCGGCCGAGACUUCAACAUCACGUGCCAAGUCCAAAACUGGGAAAAUGAUGUGACCUUCGUGCACAACAACGUGGUGGUGGAGCCCGAGCGAGAGUGGCGCUACGACGUGUCCAAGCUCCCCGGAGAGCGGCCUGAGAUCAGCUCCCACGUGCUCACCGUCACGAGCGCCAUCCUCGACGACUCGGGCUACUACGAGUGCUACACGAGCCCCAUGGCCUUCGAUGCCGUCGCCGUCGAGGUCUGGAGGGAGGCAGACGUGACGCUGGAGCUGCAAACCCUUGAGCGCCCCAACUGGAUGGACGCCCCCAUUCCCCUGAACUGCAAAGUCGAGGGCGUGGAUCCGAACAAAGUGACAAUCAUGUUCUUGCAAGAGGACACGCCUCGAGUCGCGAUCCAGAACAAGACCAAGAUGUCGACCUCGAAUGACCUCGUCUACAUCACCAUCACGGAGAAGCCCGACUCCCCCGGGUUGCCUGAGACCACCUUCACCCUCGGGUUCUACUCCCUCAGCCACAACCACUCGGGUUUCUGGUCGUGCGAGGUCCUGCACCCCAGCGGCGCGUCCUUGGGGAAGGCUGUGCUCUUCCUCGAAGUCGCUGACAUACCGAAGUUCGUAGUGACACCUCCUGAAGAAGUUUUCGAAGACCUGGGCGAGGACCUGUACCUCAACUGCUCCACUUCGGGCCCGAGUGACACCUCCGUCGCCUGGUUCAGGAAGGGCAUCCCGGAACCCAUCGUUUCGCGGCCGCAGUCGGCGUCCCUCUUCAUCCCCGGCUUCACGAGCACUGACGAGGGCGAAUACUACUGCCAGGCGAGCGUCCACGACCGAGAGAUCAGGGCGGAGACGGUCCUGAGACUCAAAACCCCGCAGCCGAAGGUGGAGUCGGUCACAACGUCGCCUGGCGUGGAGGGGGAGGACUUCGUCGUCACAUGCACCGUGUCGAACUGGAAUGAUCAGGUACUCUUCUUCAUCAACGGCGAGGCAGCGGAUCCCGAAACCUCCUCCCGGUACAGCUUGCAUCGUCAGACCGGUCUCGACGGGGAGUCGGUGGUCCACAUCCUGACGGUGCACGACGCCCGGCCGAAUGACGGGGGCGUGGCCGAGUGCUUCAUCAGCCUCGAGGAGUUCGGUUCCGCCCUCGUCGAAGUGGCAGAGGCGGGUCUUGCUCCGCCCACUCGCCCCCCCACCGAUGGCAUAGGCUUCGAGGAGCCCACCCUACCCCCCGGAAGGAUCAUUGACCUCGUUGGACCUGCUCUGGUGGAGGCAGGGUCAACGCUCACGCUCACCUGCCUCGUGAGCCCCGUGAUGCAGGAGGAAGUGGUGCUGACUCACGACGUGUUCCUCCUGAACGUGGGCGACCUGCGCAUCACCAACGACCCGCGAGUUGAUGUCGUUUCCGGAACCAGCGGCGACGGGACCAGACUCGUCUUCCUAAACAUCGCGCAGGUGCGGCCCGAGGACGGCGGCGAGUACCGCUGCGAGACGUCCACGGAGCCGCCCGCCUCCGCCACCUGGAUCGUCAGCGUCGUCCCGGCCGGCGCGCUCGCAGCCACCACAGCCCCGGCGGCCGUAACAGCUCCACCAACAACGCUGACGUCAACUGAAGAAUACGAUUAUGAAGAUCUUACCUCAGGCAUCAACGCUACACAGGAGAAGGAGGAGGAGGAGGAAGAGGAGGAAGAGGAUGAUGAUGAUGAUGAUGAGGAAGAGGAGGAGGAAGAGGAGGAGGAGGAGGACGAGAUUGGAAAAGACUGCAGCCUCCCCGAGCGCUGGGCGGGCGAUUGGACGGAGCCCAACAUGAUGUCUUCGCUCACCGUCACGAGGGACAAGUUCGGGAAGGGCUCGUGCGUCGGCGCCAUGCCCGAGCCGGACGCCUUCCUGUUGGAUUUCUCCCGAAAGAGGAAGAAAUGCUUGAGAUGCAUAAUUGUCGAAGAGAAACAUCAGAACUACUUAAUCUACAGGAAAUCCAAGUGCCAGUCCAAGCAGGACGCCGCGGCCCUGUGUGAAUCCAUCAGGAACGACACCGGAGGCACGAUCCUCAUCAAGAACGCAGGAACGACCCUGUGUCCGUUCACCGGCUCCCGCUCCUUCACGUACCAGAUUCCCUACGGCGUGUGCGACCUCGACCACUCCAAGCUCUCCUCCAUCAACAACGACACCACGCUCUUCUUUCUGUACAACCCGUGUCCCAAACAGACUAACCCGAACGUAUUUCCUUAUCCGGAGCGCGUUGCCUGCAUAGCCACCUGGAGCGACGGCGACACCCAUUACAUGCUGGGGCAGCUUCUUGCCUUCAGACACGGGAAUCCUGAAUACCGCUGCUACAUCUACGAGGAGAAACCCGGCGAGAAUUACCUCUACAGCAUGACGAGGACCUCGUCGUACUGCGGGUCCUACAGUCCGGACUACGAGUACUUCUACAGGAUCUACAAUGAGUCAAUAGCGCCCGGCAUGCCUGUAAUAGAGGGCUACGACUCCACGAAGGAGCUGUACCUUGGCGCGCCCCUCCGCCUGGUCUGCCGAAGCAGCGGAGGGUUCCCACCGGCGGAGCUCAAGUGGUUCAGGAACGGCGACGAGAUCCCUUCGGAGAGCCUCGAGACGCAGGCGGGGUCCGAGAACCACAUCGACGUGAUGAUUCGCGAGGACGACGACGGGGCCGAGUACCGCUGCGACGCCACCAACUUCGCCGACACCCUCUCCACGUCCACCGUCUUGUUCCUGCGUCCCGACUCAGAACUGACGACGACUGCAGAGCCAGAAAUAACGACAGUCGUGACGCCAUCGACAACAACAGCCGAAACAACAACAACAACAACAACUGCAACUACAACAGAUGCUACAACAACAGAUACUACAGCAGCAACAACCGUAGCUCCAUCAACUACGACUACAGAGUUCUUCUAUGAAUACUACGUUGACGAGAUCCCGCCCAUUUUCACGGCCUUCCCGAACACGCCCCUCGAAGUAUACGAAGGUGCCUCACUGAACCUGACCUGCGCCGCCGAGGGAACGCCCACGCCUCACGUUCAGUGGAUAAAGAGAGGCGAGGACUUGCAGCGCGUCAACGUGACCGAACGUGUUCUGGGCGAGGUCAUGCUGGUGCUAGAUGGCGUUUCGGACUCUGACACUUACACCUGCGAGGCGGGAUCCGAGAGUGGGUUCGUCGCGAAGGAAAUCGAAGUUCGUGUGCUGGGCCCGCCGCCCCCCCAGAAUGUGCGGCUGAGCUCCCUGACGGAGACGAUGGCGGAGAUUACUUGGGAUCCGGUGGAGGAAGCCAAGUUCUACACCGUGUUCAAGAACUACUCUUCUUCGCAGGGCGUGGCGGUGGACGUUUUCCAGACAAAUUCUCACGUCUUCGCAGAUCUGGAGCCUUACACCAAAUACGAGUUCCGGGUGGCGGUGGUGACGGCCAGCGACAAGAUAGCUCUGUCAGAGUCCAUCUUUGCUAUCACAGGAGACACAGCCCCCGACGCGCCCACCAUUGAAGGCCUCGACACCUCGACACUCAAGUUCGACGUCGGGGAUGCUGUGAACCUCACGUGCGUCAGCGGAGGGGGUCUAUCGCCUCUGGUCCUGACGUGGUACAAGAACGGCGUCGAGAUGGUCAGUGCCGAGAUCAGGUCGGGGCUGCAGCUGAGUCUCGUGCUGCAGGAGGAGGACGACGGGGCUGAGCUGCUGUGCCAGGCGGCGAACUACAUCGCUGCGGUGAAUACUUCUGUGGUCGCUCAUAUAAAGGAAGGCGUGUGCAAGGUCCCCGAGGAGUGGGCGGGCGAGUGGUACUCCGGCUGGGACCAGGUGGGCGUGGCGUCUGACCUGUGGCUCGACCAGAUCUGCCUGACGUCUUCCAAAAACCGAUUCCUUGUCAAGAAAGAAUGGAGAGACUGCAACACAUGCUAUGUAGUCACGGAGAAACACCCCAACAUCCUUGAAUAUAAAGAAUCCCAAUGCGAGGCGACGGACGACCUCCAAGCGCUGUGCUCGACCAUCGACCCCGCGCAGCCGCCCACCCACGUCAUGCGCAUGGACAGCACGACCGAGUGUCCGUUCCUUGGGCUGCGUCCGUUCACGUACCGACUGCGCCACCGAAGCUGCACCGAAGAACCGUCCCGACUUACCUCCGAGAACAACGGAACCGAACUCGUUUUCCACUACGACACCUGCGCUGAUGAUACCGACUUACAUAUCGACGUUCGGUCAGAGAGAAUCGAGUGCGUGGGUUCGUGGCGCGAGGGCAACGCCAGCUUCCUCAUGGGGAAACUGGAGUCGGUCCUCGGCGGGGAACCUCGCUACCGCUGCUUCACCUUCGCCGAGGAGGAGGGCGAGGCGGCGGAGGGCGAGGCGGAGGAGGGCGAGGGCCACCGCUACGUCGUCAGCAGGACCUCGUCGGAGGCGUGCGCCGCCCUCGGGGAGAGGACCGACAGCUUCUACAAGAUAUUCGGGGAGGCGGUCGCGCCCGGGGAACCGACCAUCCUCGGCUACGACGCGUCCCAGCAGGUGAAGGUCGGCGCGGCCCUCAACCUGACGUGCAGCAGCGGCGGUGGCUUUCCCCGCGCCAAGCUCACGUGGUUCAAGGACGGAGAGGUAAUCCCUUCGGAGACGUUCCAAGAGGGUGGGAAUUCUGUGGCCGUUAUCGAGGUCACUGUCGAGGGGUCGGAUAACGAGACGGAGUACGUCUGUCGAGCCUACAACUUCGUGGCGGAUUUCAGCGCGAGCGUCGUGCUGCGCGUGGAGCAAGCCUCCUUGCCCGCGUUCGAAGACAUCAUGGUUCCGAAUGUGGUCGUAGUCGAGGACGAGACGGCAUUCCUUCCAUGCAUUCGGACACAGGAAGAAGACAUCAAGAUGGACUGGUUCGACGCAGACAUCGAGACGCAGCUCACCUCCGGCGCCACGAUCCUGGCCGACGAGAAGAGCCACCUGCAGCCGUGGAUCAGCGAAGACGGGGUGAUGGGCCUCAUGGUCCUAGCAGGCUUUGUGGACACGAACUACGCCUGCAACGUGAAUGGCAGGCGCGUCGGCAACACACGGGCGGUGAUACUGGCUCGUUAUCUUAUCGGGGAUGGAGGUUUUGAGGCGUUCGAGGACCACCUCGACUACACCGACUACCACAAGACGGUCCAGGAGGGCGGCGACGUCUUCCUGAACUGCUCCGUCGGCUCCAACAGCUCCUCCUCCACAGUCCGGUGGAGGCGAAACCCGGGCUCCGUCCUCCUGACGCAGAACGACAUCAGCCUGGCGGAGGACGAGGGCUACACCGUCGACGUCAUAGGGAACUCGUACAUCCUCUACGUGGCCCGCGCGGACGUCAGGCACGCCGGCUCCUACUUCUGCCAGAUCAUAGUGGACGAAGUGGAAGUCUAUACGAAGAACUACACCAUUAACAUUGAUGAGCUAACGCAAACACACGUGGGUCAAAACGGCAGCAUCAACUGCUACGCCCUUCCGGGAGAGGAGAUUAAGUUCAUCCACGAAGGGCGGGAAAUCCACCCGUCCACCGCCAACGAAACGGAAAAAUACAGCAUCACGAGGACCGAAGAGCGAGGCCAGGUCUUGACGGGACGGACAGGGACCCUUUUCACGCUGACGGUCUUCAACGCCUCCCUGGAAGACGAAGGACUCUACCAAUGCGUUAUCAACAGGGACUACGACGACGUGAUCCUGAGGGAGGCCGUGCUCCUGGUGGAUCUCGAGGACCUGACGCCGUAUACCAACGAGUCUGCCAUCGGCGAACUGCCAACAACAACAUCUACUACUACGACCUCUUUCGGUCUCUUUGACUGGUGGGGCACAACAACCACUCCUUCGUAUCCAGAAGAAAUGACAACAACAACAACAACAACAACAACUAAAAUUCCCAAGUUUAGGAUAACAACCACAACUGAACCAUUAGUGUUCGUGGAAACAACUACAUCUUAUCCCGUGGAUGAGAUAACAACUACAACCAUGUUUUAUGUCAAGACAACAACGGCUUCGGAACAAAGCCCAACAACCAUAUCCACGAGGCAACCCGAGACGACCACAACCCCCGUCACAACCGAACCAUCAACAACAACAGCGUACCAGGACACCACCACAGCAACCACAACAACCACAACAACCCCAACAACCCCAGUGAGCGCCGUCGAGCCCACGGAGGAACCCGAGGAGUACUCCACGGUGGAUUCCGAGCUGUAUUACACCGUCGGGCCGGAGGAGGAAUACAGCGGGGAGGAGAUCGACUACGAAGUGUACUACGACGUUGGGGGGGAGGGGGAGGAGAGGGAGAAGGAGAAGGAGGAGGAGGAGGAGGAGGAGGUGGAGGAGGGGCCGACUGAGCCACCGCCUCCGCAUUACGCCGAGGUCGUCCUUCCGUGCGAGGGCUCCGAGGGACUCAAGAUUGAAGACAUCACGUGGAAGACCGACGGCGAGCUGCUGUUCCUCGGCACGCUCGACCUGGCCGCCAUGCCCGGCCUGUCCCUGUCCCCCGACGGCGCCCUCGUGCUCGCCGAAGGGCCCAUCAGGGACGUCCGCGACGGGAGGUCCUACGAAUGCCUCGGCUUCGACAUCAAACUCUUCAAUGACGUCACGCUGGUCAGCUACCACGUGUCUCUCAGCGGGGAAGACACCAUAGUUCAGAAGAUCCCCGACGGGCGAACGGAGAAACAGAGCCCGAAGCCCGAGCCCGAACCGGAAGCGCUCGACCUCGAGUUCGGAGGGCUGGAGGACGAGGAGCUGCUAAUACUCGGCAACACGGAGCGCGUCGGCAGGAGAAUCGAGGAAGUGCUGAAGAGCGGCGGACUCAAUGUCAGGUUCUUGAACCAGAUGCUGUGCAGAAGUCCCACCAACACGCGCAGCUGGCUCGAUGCCCAGACAGUUCUCGAGGAAUGUGAAGCCUUAGCUCGCUCAUUCGGACUUAUCGGUAGUGACAGGAAUGUGUUCAUCGGCAUCGACUUCUAUGUCGAAAUUGCUCCGUCAAG